AUGGAUGAAAAAUCAAACACUCCACACGAAAGCUGCUUAGAACAUGUUUAUGUACCUGAAGCCCAGCAACUAUUGCUAUUGAAAAACAUUCGAGACAGGAUCGUGUGCAACGAAAAAGAAAAGACGCUUCUAUUUGAAACAGGAUUCAUAGAAACACUUUCUUUUUCCAAUGUGUCCGAACUUGAGUGCUUGUAUCUAGACAUACUGUCUUUACUGGCAACAUCCAGAAAUACGGAAAUCAAACAGGAUGUUAGAGGAUGCAUUGAUCGUGUUUUCUGCUUUCUGAGCUCAUCAGGCCCUCCAUUGACUAAAUUACAUGCAUCGAUGUUCAGAUCGUUCAGAGUAAUGCUUUCUGAAACAGGUGCAGAUCUUUUGCAUGACUGUUACUUUGAUUUUUUUCUAUCUGUUAUUGAGAAUACAGGUGAUGCUUUAUACAGCAGCAUAAUCAGGAACGAGGUAAUUGAACUAUUUUGCAGAGUCGUAGAUGUUGAUUGUAGAAUUACAAGAAGAUUAGGCACAGAGAAAACAAUUAGAGCAUUAUGUAGCCCAGAAAUAAAUUCAACCAAGCUACUUAGCAAGCUAAUAAGCGAAUCCACGUGGCAAUAUGUAAAAAUAGAGCACCUGCUUGGUAGAAUAAAUGAGCUGGGCUCUAGAUGCAAACUUGAUGGCAUCUCGUGCUGUGUGAAGAUUUACAAUUUCAGUGGCAAGAGAGAUAAUGAGAUUCUUGAAAGGCUUGUAUACGAAUUGAAUGCUCUUUCGUUCGAUCGUAAAGAAGUGCUUGUACUAAUUGGCCAUGUAAGUUAUGCAAAUAUGCAUGCUCAGAUGCUUUUCAAAAACAACGAGGUUGUAUCACGAUUGGUUAGUAGGGCAUGCCAUUCGAAACCCAGCGAAAUAAGUACAGAGAUAUUUUUCUGCAUAUAUUGUUUAACAAGUGUGCUUGAGGAGAGUAGAAAGAUAAUUGCAAAAAGCAAGCUGGUUCCUGCUGUAUUUGUGCUUCUCAAGCAAAAGAUUGAGGGAAAAACAUUUGAUUCUGCAUUUGCUAUGGCUGUGUUGCUUCUUAAGAAUGUGACUAGAAGCGUAACACUGCUGAGAUCGGACUUUCUGGACUGCCCAAUUGUAGAAACACUGAUAAAUAUUCUGGAACACAGUCUUCCAGAAACCAUCGAUGGAGUCUCUGCAAUUAUGCCUGAAAAUGAGGUAUGUAUUGGCAUUGUUGAGCAAAGCGUUCUGAAGAUCCUUGCCAAUCUUGUAAUGGAAUAUGGAGAUUAUAAAUCGAAGUUUGUUGCUCUGGGUGGGGUGGAGAUCGUUUUAAGAUACGUAGAACGAUUUCCAUGCGUGGUAUUACAUUUGUUCAAAAAUUUUCUGUACAAUGCAACUACAGCCACAAAGGAAACUUUCAUUAAGAAGACUCAUAGACUCUUCUUCGGCAUUUUCUUUGAAAUUUACGAGCAAAAGAAAGAUCUGAUGGUUUUGGGAAAUUGCUUCAACGUGAUCAGGAAUCUCCUAUGUGACGACUCUCUUGACUAUAUUGUGCAUGGAUUCGAAGGCAUAAUAAGCCAAAUAUUUGUGUAUCUUGAGAAGUUUGGUAGCAUUGGUAUGAUUGAAGAGGGUAGCAACGAUGAAUGGGUCAUGCUGCAGAUAAUGUACUGCAUUGUUAAUUUAAGUACAGGAUCAGAUAAAUUCAAGAAAGUGGUUCUCAACUCCAAGCACUUGGAUGGCAUGAAGAGAAUAUGCACAACCAGGAAUCUCUGCAUUGCAUUUGUGUGGAUAAUAAUAAACUUGUCAUGGAGGGAAGACGGAUUUGAAAACAGAGUUGAAGCAUUGCGUGAGAAUGGAAUAAAAGAGUGGAUACUUGGGCUUGAUGUAAAAGAUUCUGUUUUUGCAGACAAGAUCGGAACUGCAUUGGAAAACCUAAGGCUUGCAUGA
Molecule: messenger RNA, 1926 nt
Organism: Ordospora pajunii
Lineage: Eukaryota; Fungi; Microsporidia; Ordosporidae
Exons: 1
Coding region: 1-1926 (641 amino acids)
Biological process (GO): proteasome-mediated ubiquitin-dependent protein catabolic process
Cellular component (GO): GID complex
Source: RefSeq, a predicted model, not a curated record